This is a messenger RNA of Mirounga angustirostris (Northern elephant seal), 1630 nucleotides long. RefSeq names its product cilia- and flagella-associated protein 97-like. The record is from RefSeq and is a predicted model, not a curated record. Gene Ontology annotation, biological process: spermatogenesis. NCBI's taxonomy places the organism in Eukaryota, Metazoa, Chordata, Mammalia, Carnivora, Phocidae.
AGAUAUAUUUUUACCAUCAUGGAUCGGUUUAUAGAUAUAUCAGAAGGUGAAGUGGACCAUUCCUUCUUUGACAGUGACUUUGAAGAAGCAAAGAAAUGUGAAAGUAACUUAGUUUUUGGCAAGCAAAAUGAUGACCCUAAAGGGAAAAUAGAUAAAGAUACAGAAAAUGUAAACUUGAAAUUUGGAAUACAAAGGAAGGAAAAUGCAUUAAGGGAGAAAAUUACUCCAGAACACCACCCUGUAGAAAAUGAUAAUAUGCAAACCAGAAAUUCUUUAUCAUUGACCACUUCAAGAUCAAAAAAAUUGUGGGAUGCUACAACAGGGCAUAAAAUACACUUGCCCACUCCAAAUAGAAGUCCCAAAAUUAUAAAAGAAGGUGAAGAUGAUUAUUAUACUGAUGGAGAGGAAAGCAGUGAUGAUGGGAAAAAGCAACAUGUCAGGUCCAAGUCAGCUAAACCAUCUAAUAACUUUAAAAAAAACAUAAGUAAAAAGUAUUCCAAAAGUAAUUCCUCCUCCUCCUCUUCCUCUUUGUUCUCCUUAUCUUCAAGUACAGGCACAGAUUGUUCAGAUGCAGGGUCUGAUAUCUGUAUUUCUGAUUCAUCACCAUCAUUAAAGAAAUGUCUAUGUGGUGUAACCCACUUGUCAUCAAAACAGAAAUAUAAACCAGGAAUGAAAUCAACAGGAAUACAGCCUUCAGGUAAACCAAAAGUCAGUGACUACCAUGAGAAAUCUGAAGAUACUGUGACAGAUGUCACUCCUCUGUCAACUCCAGACAUCAGCCCUGUUCAAUCUUUUGAACUGGGAGCAUCAAAUGAUCAAAAAGUAAAAGUUAAAAGGCGAGAAAAUGUGAGUCAAGAAGUAUAUGGAAAUGUUGAGGAUUUAAAAAAUAAUUCAAAAUCGUUGAAAUCAACCAAAAAAGGGCAAGAAAAACAUGGGCCUGAUCUCACAUCAAAAUCUUCAGUGUUAGAUUCCAGUUCAGACCACAGAUAUAAACAAAAAGCCUUACAUGACACAAUGGACCUCAAUCAUCUGUUGAAAGCAUUUCUGCAAUUAGAUAAAAAAGGACCACAAAAACAUCACUUUGAUCAGCCUUCGGUAGCACCAAGGAAAAACUACUCUUUCACAAGAGAGGAAGUGACAGAUAGGGAAAAUCAGAGGCUUUUUUAAGAACUGCCAAGACAGGCUGAAAAAUCAGGAAACAAAAGUACGAUUCCUAGAAGAUCGAUUGUUCAUCCCCCUAAGUUAUAUCAUAGUGCCCUCAACAGACAGAGGGAACAACAAAGGAUUGAAAGAGAAAAUUUGGCUUUAUUGAAAAGGCUUGAAGCUGUGAAGCCAACAGUUGGUAUGAAACGCUCUGACCAACUGAUGGACUAUCAUCACAAUAUGGGUUAUCUCAGCUCAUCACCGUUCUCAAGACAAGUGAGAUCAAUUCUUGGCCAGUAUAGCCCAUUAAGAGGAGCUUCUAGAACAUCCAGUGCUACCAGUGGUCUCAGUUGUAAGAGUGAGUGACCAGUUUUUGACACGUCAAGUGGUCUGUUGCUAAGACCUAAGCCCCCUAAUGUUCGUAUAGCUUGGUUAUAAAAACUUUUUGCUUUAAGCAUUGUUCAUCCAGUUCUUAUUGAAGUGCUCU